Klebsormidium nitens is the source of this 1911-nucleotide messenger RNA. Lineage: Eukaryota; Viridiplantae; Streptophyta; Klebsormidiophyceae; Klebsormidiales; Klebsormidiaceae. The record is from the annotation of a GenBank genome assembly.
AUGGUGGCAAACAGACGAGCACCUGGUGAGGCGUUGGAUGGAAAAGAGAACGUGAAACCAGCAGCGCUGGAAGAGCAAGAUGUUGCAGCGGCAUUUGGUGAGCUGAUUGCAAAGCCUGGAGCCAGAGAUCUGCUUCUCAAGCUGCUGCAGACCACCCAAGUCCAGCCUGUUGCUCAAGAGCAAAGAGCAGCCAAUUCAGGAUCAAGCCCCUUAAGAGCGAGAGCAACUGAGCAAAAACAAGGCUGCUUGGAAAAAGCUGGCCAAAAAGCAUCUCCUAAAAGGAAGUAUUCUAAAGCAGAUGUGGCAGAUGCAGUGGAAAAUCUGCGAGUGAAAGUUGGUGAAGUACUUCAACCAGAGUCGAGAACGUUCGGGAAAAUCCCAAAGAAACUGGUGUACAAGCUUGUGGAUGAGUUUGAGAGGGCAUAUCCUGGCAUGUUUUCCGAGGAUGAGCUGUACAAGAAGAUCAAAACCAGAUGCCAGAACCAACGUGAUGCUGCCAAGCGGAACGAAGAUGAGGAGGCAAAAGCUGCGUAUAACGAGAAAGCUGCCAAACGAAUGCAAGAGACUCGCGCUAAGAAGGAUUCACAAAGUAGGAGCGGAAAGGAGCAAGAAGCAUCCACCGGAAAGGAAGAAGAUAAGAAGGGAAGCGAUUCAAAUGCCAACAAGGAGAAGGUGGAUUCUACAGAGGAGAGCGAAAGCGAAAUGGAGUCAAUAAGCCCCAGCCAGUGGGAACGGGAGUUCCAGGAAAGGGAAAGACAGGCGAAAUUGCAAAUGGCAAUCGAGAAGGAGCUCAAAGAGGACCCAGAGUAUUCUCCAUCAGACGCUUCGGAAGCCGAAGAAAUGCUCGAGCCAAACGGCGGCCACGUGCCGAAUGUGGCGGCCGGAAAAGAGCAGCGGUUCGCAUCGGCGUCGUGCACCGACAACACGAAACAGCACCAGAACGAACAGAUUAACCGCGAGGAGAGAGCCGCCCACCCGAAGCCGGUCGUCGAGACCGACAGCACAAAUGAGCAACAGCAGAAGAUGCUGGACCCGAAUACUGACAACGUCUCGGGGUCGGCGGCGCAGAAAGGGCACGACUCGAGCGCGGCAGCGGUAGUAGAUACCGACAACGACAAGAAGCGCCGGAGCGAACAUGAUGGGAAUAUCAAGAAGUCAGAGGGUGACAAACAACCGCAGGCGGUGCCGCAGUACGAGCACGCGCUGAAGCCGACGCCAAGCAUCACCGACGCAACGCCACCCAAGAUUCAGGACCAUCUGAACGUGCCAAAUUCGAAAGGCGUUGACGUUGCGCCGCUUUCGGAUCUACAAGGAGGGCGCCUUCCCAAGCGGGUCACCAAAGCCGACACCAACUCGAAGAUACAAGAGCAACAGAAAGUCUCCAGCAAAGGGAGUGACGUCAUCACCGGCAAGAACGCGGGGACCGGCAAGGAUAACGAGCCCAAAGAAGAUGCGACGUUGGCAGCCGGCAAAAGAUCGGAGCGGAGCAAUAGGGGUCAGACAACGCGCUUCGAAGGUUUUGAGAAGGGGAAGGACCGGAGUGGCGCAGGACUGAAGAAGCGGUGUGCAGAUGAUGACGAGGAAGACGGGGACGACGGGGACAUUGGUUUCAAAGCCGGCGCUCGGGUUGAGCUCCUCGUCAAAGGCAAGGUAAUUGGGACGGCGCUCGUGAUGCUGGGGAACCCAACGGACACCAUCCGCGGCAAAGCACUGGGUGAGGGCAAGCUCGGAGUCGUAGUUGAGUCCGUUGUCCAAGAUGCUCGGGAGUUGACUGUACCAAAGGGAUUCACGUCGUUUGUGGCAAAGUCUAAGAAGCUCAAGGUAGGCGACCUGCCAGUCUGCCAACUGAUUGAUUGGCCGGAAGACUGUGUCGAGAAGAUUCCCACCAGGAAGAAGGCGCGCCGCGGUUAA